Olea europaea var. sylvestris is the source of this 1098-nucleotide messenger RNA. RefSeq names its product alpha carbonic anhydrase 7-like. The record is from RefSeq and is a predicted model, not a curated record. Gene Ontology annotation, molecular function: zinc ion binding; carbonate dehydratase activity. Lineage: Eukaryota; Viridiplantae; Streptophyta; Magnoliopsida; Lamiales; Oleaceae. The coding region runs from base 30 to 857 and encodes 275 amino acids. The transcript is spliced from 7 exons.
UCAAAUACAACUGGGAGAAGAAAUCGGAAAUGAAUAACCUUAAAACCACAACUUUUUUUAAGAAGUUCUUGAUUGUUAUUGUUUUAGUUUCAUUUUUAGGCUUAACAAAAUCACAAGAAGUUGAUGAUGAGAGUGAGUUUAGUUAUGAAGAAGAUAGCAAAAACGGUCCGGCACACUGGGGAGAGAUUAAGCCAGAAUGGAGGAUGUGCAACUCUGGCUCAACGCAGUCUCCCAUUGAUCUGCUGAAUGAAAGGGUUGAAGUUGUCUCUCACUUGGGGAGGCUUCACAGGGAUUAUAAGCCCUCCAAUGCCACCCUAAUCAAUAGAGGUCAUGAUAUGAUGUUAAGUUGGGAAGCUGGUGCAGGGAGUAUUCAGAUAAAUGGAACACUAUAUCAACUUAGACAAUGUCAUUGGCAUUCACCUUCAGAACACACUCUCAAUGGCAGGAGGUUUGAUUUGGAGAUUCACAUGGUCCAUGAGAGCAUGGAUAAUAGGACUGCUGUGAUUGGAAUCAUGUACAAAAUUGGGCGCCCUGACUCCUUCUUGUCCAUGAUGAAGCAAGAUUUUAAAGCUCUUGUUGAUACGCGUAAUGUUGAGAGAGCAGUGGGUAUUAUUGACCCAAAACUUAUUAAACUGGGCAGUAGAAAGUAUUACAGGUACAUUGGUUCACUUACAGUUCCUCCUUGCACUCAAGAUGUUAGUUGGACAAUUUUGAGAAAGGUAAGGACCGUUACGAGAGAACAAGUAAAACUGUUUCGCGAAGCAGUACAUGAUGAGUACGAGACCAAUGCAAGACCAAUCCAACCAAUAAACCAUCGUCGUAUAAAGCUCUAUAGACCAAGAGAUAAUGAGAACUGAAAUUUUCUUUACUAUAUAUGUAAAAGUAUUAUUCAUAUGGAUCAUUAUUAGUUAUUUUCAUAAUAAUUAAUGAUCUGGCUAGUUACACCAUUAGAGAGCGUGUUACCAUACUAUAGAGAUGGUAAUCCAUACGAUUCCGUCUUCAGUGUACUUAACUAUCAUUGUCAUUAAUACCCUCGAGUAUUGUAUUCUUUCGAUUAUUUAUUUAUUAUGAAUUUAAUAAAGGUGAUAUUUUUAUGCC